AUGGCGGAGCUGCCGGAGACCGCCGGAGCUCCGGCAACUCGCACCUUUGCUGAUAUUCUAUCUUCCACAACUAGCGACUUCUCUCUCCGACCACCGGAAAGAUACAAAGGAAUGCCAGCCGUCACCUUUUUUGAUGAAGAUAUUCAGGACUUCUCUAAGCGUUACAAGUUCGCCUUAGUUGGCAAAUUUCUGAAAGGUCGACCAUCCAUGUCAACUCUCAAAAAAGCUUUCGACCAGAUUGGCUUUGGAGGUACUUUCUCCCUCAGCCUGCUUGACAAUCGCCAUGUUCUCUUUAACUUCGACAAAGAGGAAGACUACCAGCGUUGCUGGUUACGCAAAGCCUGGUCCAUUCAGGGUUUCAUGAUGAGAAUGCUCAAAUGGACUCCGGACUUCCGACCAGAUGCAGAAUCACCAGUGGUGCCAGUUUGGAUCGCCUUCGAGGGCCUACCAGCACAUCUACAUGACAAGCGAGCUUUGUACUCUAUCGCUAACUUAAUCGGACCCCCGCUAAAGGUUGAUGCUUCAACUUUGUCGCACAAUCGCCUCUCUGUAGCACGAAUCUGCAUCGAACUAAAUGUGCUUGAGCCUAUUCCCAAACAACUCUGGAUUACCAAUGGAUCCUUAGGAGGAUUUUCUCAACCGGUGACCUACGAAUACAUUCCUCCAUACUGCGUGAACUGUCAUCAAUUCGGUCACCCCUCUACAGAGUGCCGCAGCCGCCCUCGUCCCUCUACACAAGUUGAAAAAACUCAGGUGACAGCAGAGCUAAAGCAGUCACAACCUAUCCGGCCAACGCAGAGGUGGCGCCCAAUUGAGAAGACAAGAACAGAACUCCCAACAACGGAACAACAAAAUAACAUGGCGACUCGUGAAAACAAUGAUCCUCCUUCUCAGGAAGAAGUGAUACCAGACAAAAACUCUAACCUUGGAAUUGAGCUGAUAGAUGAUCAUAGGGCUCAGCCUGAAACUAGCGAAAAAACUCUGCCAGGGCACUCUUCAGACGGAGAAGAUGAUCAAAAUUUUGAACUUACCCAACCACUUCUCCAAUCAUGGAUAGAUGAUAGUCACAAGAUUGCGAAAAAGAUGGCGAACCCAAAUUUGAAGGAUUUCAUCACUGUCACUCACAAGAAACGCAGACCCAGAAAAGACUACUCAACUCAAACACCUUCAGUUACAACUCGAUUGGCGUCGGGUAGCAUCACGAGAGUUUCCUUCUCUCACCGUUUAAAAUGA
Messenger RNA from Ipomoea triloba (trilobed morning glory), 1233 nucleotides. RefSeq lists its product as uncharacterized. Lineage: Eukaryota; Viridiplantae; Streptophyta; Magnoliopsida; Solanales; Convolvulaceae. The record is from RefSeq and is a predicted model, not a curated record. The transcript has a single exon. Bases 1 to 1233 code for a protein of 410 amino acids.